AUGAUUCAUGUUAAAAAUGUAGCCGUGGGAAUUUCAGGUGGUGUAGAUAGUGCCGUUGCCGCUUUAUUAUUGAAAAAAAGGGGAUAUAAUGUAAUUGGCGUUUACAUGAAAAAUUGGGAUUUGGUCGAUGAAAAUGGAAUAUGUUCAACGUCUGAGGAUUUAGAAUAUGCCAAAUAUACGUGCAAUCAAAUUGAUAUACCCUUUCACGAAGUUAAUUUCGUCAAGGAGUAUUGGAAUAACGUGUUUGUUGCAUUCACGAAAGAAUACGAAGAUGGAUACACUCCCAAUCCCGACAUUCUCUGCAACAAAUACAUAAAAUUUAAUGCUUUUUCAAAUUACGCGUUUAAAAAAUUACGUGCGGAUGCCAUUGCCACCGGUCACUACGCGAAAACUUCAUUUGGAAAUUUUUUAGAAAAUUACAAACCUCAAACGAAAGCAAAAUUGCUCGUGGCUAAAGAUAUAAUAAAAGACCAGACUUUUUUCUUAAGUCAAAUACCGCAGGAAACGUUGAAAAAAACAAUUUUCCCAUUGGGUGAUUUGCAUAAAAGUGAAGUGAAGAAAAUUGCAGAAGAGAAUGAUAUGAAAAAGUUAUCCAGGAAACCAGAAAGUAUGGGUAUUUGUUUUAUAGGCUCUAGAAAUUUUCAAACAUUCAUAGAUCAAUAUAUAAAACCGAAACCUGGGAAAUUUAUUAACAUGAUAACUGGGAAAGAAGAAGGGAAGCACGAUGGAAUUCACAUGUGGACAGUGGGUCAAAGAUGCAGGAUAAAAGGAUUUUCCGUUCCGAGAUUUGUGGUGAAAAAAGAUCCGACAACAGCUAACAUUUGGGUCGUGGCAGGAACCAAUCAUUCCUUGCUUUAUAGUUAUAUUUUUGUGACAGAAAAACCAUAUUGGAUUGCUGAACCUCCGAAUAAUUUGUACUACGGAUGUAAAGUUCAUUUUAAGUUUCAGCAUGUUAAAUCAACGACAAAUUGUCAAGUUAUUAGCAUAAAAAAUGACAACUUACUUGUUAUUAUUGAUAAACCGUUAAGAGCACUCACACAGGGACAAUAUGCUGUAUUUUAUCAAGAAAAUGAAUGCCUUGGGAGUGCGAGAAUAACUCAUGUAGGGCCCAGUCUUUAUUCGUUAGGAUUAACUGUGCCUGAAAAUUAUGAGGAAUAUGCUGAAAAGUGUAAUUCAGAAACGAAAAGCAUUAAUACUCAAUUGUAA
Pediculus humanus corporis (human body louse) is the source of this 1206-nucleotide messenger RNA. Its product is annotated as methyltransferase, putative. The coding region runs from base 1 to 1206 and encodes 401 amino acids. Gene Ontology annotation, cellular component: mitochondrion. The record is from RefSeq and is a predicted model, not a curated record. Gene Ontology annotation, molecular function: sulfurtransferase activity. Gene Ontology annotation, biological process: tRNA wobble position uridine thiolation. The transcript has a single exon. Lineage: Eukaryota; Metazoa; Arthropoda; Insecta; Psocodea; Pediculidae.